This is a messenger RNA of Mesitornis unicolor (brown roatelo), 1023 nucleotides long. It is a transcript of the gene SBK2, whose product is annotated as SH3 domain binding kinase family, member 2. Gene Ontology annotation, biological process: peptidyl-threonine phosphorylation; peptidyl-serine phosphorylation. The record is from RefSeq and is a predicted model, not a curated record. Gene Ontology annotation, molecular function: ATP binding; protein serine/threonine kinase activity. The coding region runs from base 70 to 1023 and encodes 317 amino acids. The transcript has 4 exons. Lineage: Eukaryota; Metazoa; Chordata; Aves; Mesitornithiformes; Mesitornithidae.
CUGCAGCGGGGGAAGCAAGGCAGAUCACGGCAGGCCGCCAGUGCUGCGCUGCUGGAGAAGAGCUCAGCAAUGGCCGAGAGCUCAGCUGCAGCAGCGGCAGGGACAGCGGCACGAACCAUGCUAGACGAGCUCCUGGAGAUCACGGCUCAGAGCCUGGUGCGCACCGAGGUGGCCGAACACUAUGAGGUUAUUCGGGAACUGGGCAGGGGCAAGUAUGGUCACGUGAUGCUAGUGACACACAGGCAGAGAGGGACUCCUAUGGCUCUCAAGCUCCUACCCAAAGCCAGUACCAAGCUGCACACCUUCCUGUAUGAGUAUUGCGUGGCACUCUCCCUUGCCACCCACCCUGCCAUCAUCAGUAUGUUUGGAAUUGCCAUUGAGUCCAGCCAGUACUAUGGCUUCCUCUAUGAACCAGCACUGCACAAAGACCUCAUCUCUAUCAUCAAACCCCGGGAUGGGAUCCCUGAGCCAGCCGCUAAGCACUGUGCCAAGCAGCUCGUGAGCGCGCUGGAAUUCAUCCACAGCCGGGGGCUUGUGUACCGAGAUGUCAAGCCUGAGAAUGUGCUGCUUUUCGAUCCUGAGUGUCGGCGCAUCAAACUGACUGACUUUGGGCUUACACGGCCCAAGGGUACCAAGCUUAAGCUGGUGGCUGGGGUAAUCCCCUACACCGCCCCUGAGCUGAGCAACACCACUGAUGCCCAAGGGGUACCCAUCGAUGCCAGCAUGGACGCCUGGGCCUUUGGUGUGCUGCUUUUCUGCCUGCUGACUGGGUACUUCCCCUGGGAGCAAAGCUUGCCAGAUGACCCUUUCUUUGAGGACUUCAUGCUGUGGCAGGAGACAGGCCUAGAAGAGAACGUGCCCCGCCACUGGAAACGCCUGACAACCGAGGCUGCCCUGAUGCUACGGAGCCUGCUGGCCUUAGAUCCCGCCAAGCGGAGCCCUGUCAGUGGUGCACUGCGCUACGUCGAUUGCCCUUGGCGUCUGGAGGAUGGGUGCAGCGAGAAUACUGUGGUGAAGCCAUAA